GUUGUAUUGUUAACCGUAUUCUCUAAUGUCGCCGGUAGCUGGAGAGAGCAGACAGGCGGCCAUCAUGAAUCAGCGAGAGCAGAUGGAGCAGCAGUGCCAGUGGAGGAUCACAGUGUGGGAAGAGGAAAACUUCCAGGGCAAGCGCUGUGAGUUCAGACUGGAGUGCCCCAAUAUUCUGGACAGGGACUUCCAAAAGAUCCGCUCUAUCAAGGUGGACAACGGCCCCUGGGUUGGUUAUGAGUACCCAGAGUAUCAGGGUCAGCAGUUCAUCCUGGAGAAGGGAGAUUAUCCUUGCUAUCAGGCCUGGAGCGGAAACAGCAGCUACCGUACUGAACACAUGCUUUCCUUCAGACCCAUCAAAUGUGCUAACCACAGUGACAGUAAAAUUACCAUGUAUGAGUGUGAGGACAUGAUGGGACGCAAGUUCGAGAUGUGCGAUGACUACCCCUCUCUUAUGGCCAUGGGCUGGUGCAGUAAGGAGGUUCCUUCUAUCAAAGUCAACUCUGGAGCCUGGGUGGGUUACCAGUUUCCAGGUUACCGCGGAUACCAGUAUAUCUUUGAGAGAGACAGACGUCAGGGAGAGUACAGGAAAUAUUACGAGUUCGGCACCCAGGCCCACAGCAACCAGAUCCAAUCAAUGCGCAGAAUUCAGCACUAACUCCGCCCCCGCUCUUCUCCUAUUGGCUACUCUGUAUCAAGUGACAGUAUUAUAAUACAUGAGACUAAGUAGGCAAUAAAUGCUUUUCAAACUCCAGACAAAAAGAGUGUGCUUGUCGCCAUUCCUUUAAUUUACCAAACCAGGAAAUGUCAAAACUGGAGUGUUUUU
Messenger RNA from Danio aesculapii, 826 nucleotides. It is a transcript of the gene cryba2a, whose product is annotated as crystallin, beta A2a. Gene Ontology annotation, biological process: lens development in camera-type eye; visual perception. NCBI's taxonomy places the organism in Eukaryota, Metazoa, Chordata, Actinopteri, Cypriniformes, Danionidae. The transcript is spliced from 4 exons. The coding region runs from base 26 to 658 and encodes 210 amino acids. The record is from RefSeq and is a predicted model, not a curated record. Gene Ontology annotation, molecular function: structural constituent of eye lens.